Molecule: messenger RNA, 4878 nt
Organism: Theobroma umbraticum
Lineage: Eukaryota; Viridiplantae; Streptophyta; Magnoliopsida; Malvales; Malvaceae
Source: RefSeq, a predicted model, not a curated record
AUGGUGCAUGAUCACAUCUUGCCUCCCUCGUUCUCUCUUUUCUCUCUCUUGUUGGGUGGCUGGUGCGAAAUCGAACUCUCUCUCUCUAUCCUCUCUUCAAAAUUUUCUCUCUGCAAACUUUCACCUAAAUCUGAUUGCAGAGAUCUCAAAAACCCUAGAUCUUGCUCGUUCGGUUCCUGUAUUUCAUCUGAUUCGGGCAUUUACAGAUCGUUAGGGCUUUCUUUUUUGUUUCCUUUGGUCGAUGGUUCGAAUCCUCCAUUCCAGGUGGAGGAUCAGACGGAUGAAGAUUUCUUUGACAAGUUAGUUAAUGACGAUGAUGAUGAUGACAACAUGGGUCCCACUGCCCCUAAAUUCACGGAGGGUAACGAGUCCGACGACGCCAGAGCCUUCGCCAAUUUAGCAAUCGGCGAAGAUUCCGGCGGCGAGGCUGACAAUUACGAUGAAAAGGAAAAAGAUCCUGUGGAUGCAGGUCCAGCACCGGCCAAUGCACACGCAGGUGAAGACGGUAGUGAUUCAUUAGGUCGAAAUAGCGUGAUUGACUCGAAAAAUCAUCAAGAAGUAGGGGCCGGCUCAGAGGUUGGAUUUGAUCCGAAUAUAAGUAAGAACAAUGGAUCUAUGAAUUCUGGGGUUAAGGAAGUAGGGUGGAAUUCGUUUUAUGCGGAUUCUGACGAGAAUGGGGUGAAUGGAUUUGGGUCAUAUUCCGAAUUUUUCAAUGAUUUAGGGGAGAAUCCCACUGGAGAUUUCCCUGGUGAAGUGGAUGAAAAUGCGAAAACGGGUGUAUUGAUCAGAAUUCUGUUAGUAGUUGGGCAGUAUCAUGAUGGCGGGCAAGUUUAUGGAGCUUCUACCGUAGAUAAUGGAAAUGAGCAAGAUUUGAAUAGCAGUCAGUACUGGAAGAAUAUGUAUCCAGGAUGGAAGUAUGAUGCUAAUACAGGGCAGUGGUAUCAGGUGGAUGGUUAUGAGGGGAACCUUCUAGGGAGUUAUGAGAGUUCAGGUGAUGGCAGUGGGACCACGGAUGUGAAAGCAGGGUUCUUUUGGCAGCAGGCAGUUCAGUCUGUUGCAGGGACUAUGGCAACUGCAGAGAGUGGUGCCACGGAGAGUGUGACAAAUUCAAAUCAGGUUUCACAAGUGAAUAAUGGGUACCCGGAACAUAUGGUUUUUGACCCUCAAUACCCUGGUUGGUAUUAUGACACAGUUGCUCAAGAAUGGCGGACAUUGGAGAGCUAUAAUGCCUCUGUUCGAUCAUCUCUUCAGUCAACGGUUCAAGGUCAUGAUCAGCAAAAUCAAAAUGGAUUUGUUUCUGCUGGUGGGCAUUCUCAAAGUAACUGUUCUGGUGUUUACGGUGAAUAUGGACAAGGAGAUAAUUAUGGGUCACAAGGUCUUGGAAGCUCUGGUGAACAUGGUAAUUGGGGUGACUCCUACAGUAAUUAUAACCAGGGUUUGAACAUGUGGCAACCAGGGACUGUUGCCAAAACUGAGGCAGUUUCAAGUUUUGCUGGAAACCAGCAAUUGGAUGCAUCUUUUGGUUCGAAUAUGUCUGUGAACAGCCACGUAAAUCAUUUGAAGUCAUCCUAUAAUUCUCUGCAGGAAGUUCAGUUGCUUAAUAAAGCUAGUCAGGCUCAUACUGAGGUCAAUGGAGUUGUUGGGUUUAGAAGUUUUGUCCCUAGUGAAAACUUCAAUCACCAGUUUAAUCAGACAAAUUUAAAGCAAAGCGAGCAGAUGCAUUUCUUGAAUGAUUUCUAUGGAAGCCAGAACUCUGCCAAUGUUGCCAAGGAACCGCUUCAGAGUAGCCAGCAGUUUUCUUAUGCUUCCAACACAGGGAGAUCAUCAGCUGGGCGUCCUCCACAUGCACUUGUUACUUUUGGUUUUGGUGGAAAACUGAUAGUAAUGAAAGAUAGUAGUCCUCUACUGAACUCGUCAUUUAGUAGCCAGGAUUCUGUAGGAGCCUCUAUCACCGUUCUCAAUUUGUUGGAAGUUGUCAAUGGAAACUCAAAUGGUUCUGGUACCUCACUGUCAGCUUCUGAUUAUUUCCGUACUCUGUGCCAACAAUCCUUUCCUGGUCCAUUGGCUGGUGGAAAUGCAGGCAGUAGAGAGCUGAACAAGUGGAUUGAUGACAGAAUUGCCAACUGUGAAUCACCUGACAUGGACUACAAAAAGGGUGAAGUUUUGAGGCUGCUUCUCUCAUUGCUUAAAAUAGCUUGCCAGCAUUAUGGAAAACUCCGGUCUCCUUUUGGUGCUGACACUGUAUUGAAGGAGACUGAUACUCCAGAAUCAGCAGUUGCAAAACUCUUUGCAUCUGCGAAGAGGAAUGACACACCUUAUGGUGCUCUUAGCCACUGCUUGCAGCAAUUGCCUUCUGAAGGACAAAUUCGGGCAACCGCUUCUGAGGUACAGAAUCUUCUGGUUUCUGGUAGAAAGAAAGAGGCUCUACAAUGCGCACAAGAAGGUCAGUUGUGGGGACCUGCACUUGUUCUCGCAUCACAAUUGGGUGAUCAGUUCUAUGUUGAUACUGUGAAGCAAAUGGCACUUCAUCAGCUGGUAGCAGGGUCUCCUUUGCGGACAUUAUGCUUGCUAAUUGCAGGGCAACCGGCAGAUGUUUUUUCCACAGGCACCACAGUUGAUGGCAUGGAUAUGUCUCAACAGCAUGCACAGUUAGGGGCUAAUUGCAUGCUUGAUGAUUGGGAAGAGAAUUUGGCUGUAAUAACUGCAAACAGAACCAAGGAUGAUGAGCUUGUGAUUAUUCAUCUUGGAGAUUGCCUGUGGAAGGAAAGAAGUGAGAUAACUGCAGCGCACAUCUGUUACUUAGUUGCGGAAGCAAACUUUGAGUCAUAUUCAGAUAGUGCUAGACUUUGUCUUAUUGGAGCAGAUCACUGGAAGUUUCCCCGAACUUACGCUAGUCCAGAGGCAAUCCAGAGGACUGAGUUUUAUGAAUAUUCAAAGGUACUGGGAAACUCUCAGUUUAUCCUGCUACCAUUUCAGCCAUACAAGCUUGUUUAUGCACACAUGCUGGCUGAAGUUGGAAGAGUUUCAGAUUCAUUGAAGUACUGUCAAGCUGUAUUAAAAUCUCUGAAAACUGGUCGAGCACCUGAGGUAGAAACUUGGAAACAAUUAGUUUUAUCUCUUGAGGACAGGAUAAGAAUCCAUCAACAGGGUGGAUAUGCUGCAAAUUUGGCUCCAGCAAAAUUAGUUGGUAAAUUGCUGAACUUUUUUGAUAGCACUGCUCAUCGUGUUGUUGGUGGUCUACCACCACCAGCACCAUCAGCAUCAAAUGGAAAUUCUCAAGUUAAUGAUCAGUUUCACCAACAAAGUGGGCCAAGGGUAUCAUCUAGUCAAUCAACAAUGGCCAUGUCUUCUUUGAUGUCAUCUGCCUCAAUGGAACCUAUAAGUGAUUGGGCAGGCAGGGCGGUUGAUGGGAGAAUGACAAUGCAUAAUAGAAGUGUUUCAGAGCCAGACUUUGGCAGAACUCCAAGACAGGUUGAUUCAUCAAAGGAAGCUGGAGCAUCCACUGCACAAGGCAAAGCAUCGGGCUCGGGAGGGGCAUCUCGCUUUGCUCGUUUUGGUUUUGGCUCUCAGCUUUUGCAGAAGACUGUGGGGCUAGUCUUGAGGCCUCGUGCAGAUAAGCAGGCUAAACUGGGUGAAAAGAACAAAUUCUACUAUGAUGAAAAGCUCAAGAGAUGGGUGGAGGAAGGUGCUGAACCUCCAGCUGAAGAAGCAGCCUUGCCGCCACCUCCAACCACUGCAGCAUUCCAGAAUGGAAUGUCUGACUACAACUUGAAGUCUGCAUUGAAGAGUGAGGGGUCUCCCCCUAAUGGGAGCCCAAAAUUCAGAAAUCCAACCCCAAUAGAACAUGCUUCUGGGAUCCCACCUAUUCCUGCUAGCUCCAAUCAAUUCUCAGCUCGUGGACGAAUGGGUGUUCGAGCAAGGUAUGUGGACACUUUCAACCAAGGUGGUGGGGGCCAAGCAAAUUUAUUUCAAUCACCUAGUGUUCCCUCUGUUAAACCUGCAGUGGCUGCAAAUGCAAAGUUCUUUAUUCCCGCGCCUGCAUCAGCAAGUGAACAAACGAUGGAGGCAAUAUCAGAAAGUGCACAGGAAGAAAAUACAACUAGUAAUAAUCCUACAAAAUCCAAUGCCAAUGAGUCUUUUCAAUCUCCCACACCUUCAUCAUCAAUGACUAUGCAAAGGUUCCCUAGCAUGGAUAAUCUUGCUCGGAAAGGCAUUAUGAGAAAUGCCAAUGGUUUUCCACCGCACUCACGACGAACAGCCUCAUGGAGUGGUGGAAACUUUGCUGAUGCAUUUAGUCCACCUGGUAAGGCUGAAAUCAGACCUUUAGGGGAGGCACUGGGAAUGCCUCCAUCUUCAUUUAUGCCCAGUCCAACGAAUGGUAGUUUUGGGGAUGAGCUACAUGAGGUGGAACUUUGAGCAAGAGUUGUCGAGAUGUAAAUAUCAAGUUUUGUUCCUGCAAUCAGAUAUAGUACUCAAGAAUCAUGAUAUUCCUGCUCCUGCAUCUUUCAUAUAUACGACAAAAUGGCAGCUUGCACCGGAACUGUUUCUGUUAAAAUGGAAACCAAAAAUGUUCUUUUUUGCUGAACUUCUUGACCCCUUACCCCCUUCUGCAUUGUAUUUUGAUAUUCAGUUGCUUAUUUAGCUGUAUUAUUAGGUUUCAUCUGUAUGUCCCAGGGUUCAAGGAGCUGGGUUAUUUUUGUUCUUUUUUUGUUUUUUGUUCUUUUUACUAUAAGCAGCAAAAGCCUGAGCAGGCACACCAUUGUACAGUCAUUUGUUCAUUUGUUGAAGAAUAGAAAUUAUUCCCUUGAGGUAAAAGAUGCAAGAAAGCCGCAAAGGGAUUCUCAAGGGGAAAAGGCAUAGUGUACUGAAUUCCAAAAA